This is a messenger RNA of Cornus florida, 1716 nucleotides long. Its product is annotated as triose phosphate/phosphate translocator, non-green plastid, chloroplastic-like. The transcript has 9 exons. Gene Ontology annotation, molecular function: antiporter activity. The coding region runs from base 286 to 1500 and encodes 404 amino acids. The record is from RefSeq and is a predicted model, not a curated record. Gene Ontology annotation, cellular component: Golgi apparatus; membrane. Gene Ontology annotation, biological process: transmembrane transport. Lineage: Eukaryota; Viridiplantae; Streptophyta; Magnoliopsida; Cornales; Cornaceae.
CCGACUUGAAUGACUCAUUUUCCACUAUUUUGAGCCGCCAACACGAACCUAGCCUGCCUUGGAAGACUUAUUUUACAAAUUUUUGGCCCGCCAACAAAAAGCCACCAUUGAAAUUUCUCUGAAUUUCUCUCUCAAUAGGAACGUGUUCAAUCUCACCUCUGCUAUUCAUAGACACUGAAAACAACAAUUCCAGACAUUAUUUUCUCUCUCUAGCUAGUUUCCCGAAGACAACGCCUUCGGACAUUAUUUUCUCUCUCUAGAUUUCUCUGAUCUCUGUUCUCCAAAAUGCAGAGCACUGCAUUUACCUUCUCUCCUUCGAUUUCACAUUCCGGACACCGAAGACCUCCAACAAGCGAUUGCUUUAGCUCUUCAUGCAGAUUCAAUCCUUUGUCUGUUUCGAAAUCACUUGAUUUUGUCUCCUUCAAUGGCGUCUCUCGAUUGCCUUCGCUGUAUUGUUCUUCGUCUUCGAGAGUCAAGAGCUGGAUUUCGGCUCCGCCUCUCGUUCCCGAGCGUGAAUCGGACGGUUUUGAGGUUAGGGCAACGGCGAGUGCCGGCGAGACUGAGAAGCCUAGCAGUUUGAUCAACACGUUGCAGCUUGGAGCACUGUUCGGCUUUUGGUGCAUUUUCAACAUUUACUUCAAUAUCUACAACAAACAGGUUCUGAAAGUCUACCCAUAUCCAUUAACUGUUAGCACAGUUCAGUUUGCUGUUGGGACUGUACUUGUUACUCUCAUGUGGACAUUUAAUCUCCACAAACGGCCUAAAAUCAGCGGUUCACAGCUUGCAGCAAUCUUGCCUUUGGCAGUGGUGCACACCUUAGGCAACCUUUUUACUAAUAUGAGUCUUGGAAAAGUUGCUGUUUCAUUCACUCACACAAUCAAAGCCAUGGAGCCCUUUUUCUCAGUUGUUCUCUCUGCUAUGUUUCUGGGAGAGAUGCCUACUCCUUGGGUAAUUACUUCUCUGAUACCAAUUGUGGGUGGAGUGGCUCUUGCGUCAUUGACUGAGGCCUCUUUUAAUUGGGCUGGGUUUUCGAGUGCAAUGGCUUCUAAUUUGACCAACCAAUCUCGUAAUGUCCUUAGCAAAAAGUUAAUGGUUAAGAAAGAGGAAUCUUUGGACAACAUUACUCUCUUCUCAAUAAUAACAAUUAUGUCCUUCAUCUUGUUGGCCCCUGUUACUAUUUUCAUGGAAGGAAUCAGGUUUACCCCCUCAUACCUGCAAUCUGCUGGAUUGAAUGUGAGGCAGGUUUACAUUAGAUCUCUCCUUGCUGCACUCUGCUUCCACGCAUAUCAGCAGGUUGCUUAUAUGAUUCUGCAGAGGGUAUCCCCAGUCACUCACUCUGUUGGCAAUUGUGUGAAGCGGGUAGCGGUGAUUGUGGCAUCUGUACUCUUCUUCCGCACACCUGUAUCACCUAUCAACGCUCUAGGUACUGGGGUGGCUCUUGCUGGGGUGUUCCUGUAUUCGAGGGUGAAUCGCAUAAAGCCAAAGCCAAAGACAGCAUGAAAUUUUUGCUUGUAACCUGGGUUGUUAGAUUUUUUUUUUUAGGUAAAUACUCAUACACACCGACAAAUUAUAACUAGGGGGCUUGAACCCCCUCACGUCUCCUUUGAGAUUAUACGAGCUGGGCUAAUGGCCUAGUGAUACUUUGAUUGUUAAAUGACAAGGUAAAUAUCACAACGGUCAUAUGUCAAGCACACUAUUUUGUUAGUUUUUCGGUUA